Molecule: messenger RNA, 165 nt
Organism: Loa loa (African eye worm)
Lineage: Eukaryota; Metazoa; Nematoda; Chromadorea; Rhabditida; Onchocercidae
Exons: 1
Coding region: 1-165 (54 amino acids)
Source: RefSeq, a predicted model, not a curated record
AUGAUAAUAAAAAUAAAAAUAAUAAUAACAACAAAAAAAAACAACGAAAGGAACAACAAUAUUGACAGUCGCAACAACAAUGACAACGACAUCAACAACAAUAGUAGCAACAAAACAACGACAGCAACAAUAAUAGCAUCAACAAGAACAGAAAAGUUGAAGUGA